Molecule: messenger RNA, 426 nt
Organism: Volvox carteri f. nagariensis
Lineage: Eukaryota; Viridiplantae; Chlorophyta; Chlorophyceae; Chlamydomonadales; Volvocaceae
Exons: 1
Coding region: 1-426 (141 amino acids)
Biological process (GO): proton motive force-driven ATP synthesis
Molecular function (GO): proton-transporting ATP synthase activity, rotational mechanism
Source: RefSeq, a predicted model, not a curated record
AUGAGUUUACAAAUUUCUAUUUUAACACCAGAAAGACCUUUUUGGAAUGGUCAAGCUGAUGAAAUUAUUUUACCAACAGAAACAGGUGAAAUGGGUGUUUUAAAAAAUCAUGCGCCUAUUAUUACAGGGUUAGAUGUUGGUGCUAUGCUUAUCCGUGGUGGUCAAGCUACAGGUUCAAAAGAUGAUUGGAACUCUUAUGCUAUCAUGGGUGGUUUUGCGUUAGUGAAACAAAAUCAAGUAACAAUUUUAGCAAAUGAAGCUGUUUCAGCUGAAAACAUUAACCCGGAAGAAGCUAAAGAAGCUUUUGAAUCAGCAAAAGUAAAUUUAGAAAAAGCAGAAGGUGUUAAAGAAAAAGUAGAAGCAAAUUUUGCUUAUAAACGUGCUAAAGCACGUUACCAAGUCGUAAAAGUACUUAAAAAAGUUUAG